AUGAAAUUGAUUCAUGUAUUGGAUUCUCGUGUUCACCUCCCAGUCUGCGGAAAACGCAUAAUCGAUGUUGUUGUCCAUACAAAAGAGAAGUCGGCGAAUCAACAGGUUAAACUUUAUAUUGUAUCCAAUAAUGUGAAUAAUAAGAAUAAGAAUACUUCAGAGCAGUUUAAAGCAAACACAAGUGAUAUCGAUUCAGAUGUUGAUGGUGAUGAUGAUAAUGAUAAAAGUUGUGCCAAGAAUACAGUAUUUUUGAAAAGUCUUAACGAUGUCUCUGGGGAAAAAACAAUUGAAAAAUAUCGAUUUCACCUAUCUCCUGUCAGUUUUACUCUAGAAUUUGAUCAGAUUAAAGAUGCUUUAGAAUUUCGUAAACAGCUUCUCAAUUUAUCUUCAAUGAAAUUAUCUGAACUUGAGGACAUGUCUACAAUGUAUGAAGUUGGUCAAGAAGCUUUAACCACUCUCAAUACUUCUUCUUCUACAUCUUCUUGUAUUACUACUUCCACGUCGGAAGAAUUAUUUUGGUUAAAGAAAUAUUGGGAAUCUGUUAGUCAGUCAUCAUUGUCACUGUUGAAUACUUCAUCUCCGUUAAAUGUGACUGCGAAUACUACUACUACUACUACUGAAGUCAAUGGUGAAAGUGUGCAUCAUUCUUCUAUUGUAUCGAAGUCCACCCCUUAUUCAGCAACGAAUGUGUCCAUUAGCAAUGAAAGCAUUACUACUACUACUACUACUACACCUAUUAGUCCACUUGUUAAUAUGUCUGAUACUAAACCGUCACAAUUGUCUGAAAUUGAGCAAUUGACAAAUGGUUAUACUAGUAGUACGCAUAGUAGUGAUAGUAAUAAACACAGCUUCUCUGAAAAGCAUUCAUCAUCAUUAUCAGCAUCAUCAACACCAUCAUCUAAUCUAUGUCAUUCUAAAUCAUCUAGUACACUGCAUCCAUUGAAAUCAUCUCAUCCACUUGAAGAAUUGUCUACUUGUAUUAUUGACCAACAAUUAAUGAAAGCUGAAGAAAAAGAUUUGAUGAAUUCAUCUUUGACUAAUUUAGAUAUAGAUGUGUCGAAUAAAUCGUCAUCUGGUACAGUAAAAUUAUCGCAUAGUUGUUUGGAUCUCACUUCCAAUAUCUACGAUAGUCAGCCGAAUAAAAGUAAAGAGUAA
Messenger RNA from Trichobilharzia szidati, 1155 nucleotides. Lineage: Eukaryota; Metazoa; Platyhelminthes; Trematoda; Strigeidida; Schistosomatidae. The record is from the annotation of a GenBank genome assembly.